AUUUAAUCAACAUUUAUCUGUCGUUAACGCCGAUGUUUCCAAUAAUCGCGGCCGACUGAGUCAACGCCAGUCUGCCUGUUCCACCUUUAUACAUGCUGAGCUCCUCCACCGGAAUGAUCGCGAGGCCCAAGCUGCUGCUCCCUGGCCUCCAAUGUCCGCGACGGUGAAGAGCCCCGUCAAGGAUGGGCACCAUGCUGCGUCCGACAAGCAGCAGGUUGCCAGUCAAGGAGCAAAGAGCUACAAAGGCUUCGUAGCUGGAGUCUUUUCUGGCAUUGCCAAGUUAUCAGUUGGACAUCCCUUCGAUACUAUCAAGGUGCGCCUACAAACCACGGACAAGUCGCAGUUCAAAGGACCCUGGGAGUGUCUGAGCCAGACGGUCAGAAAUGAAGGCAUCAAGGGGUUAUACAAAGGUGCUACCCCGCCGCUGGUUGGAUGGAUGUUCAUGGACUCGCUGAUGCUGGGCUCCUUGAACGUAUACCGACGCCUAUUGAACGACAAUGUCUUCAAUCCGCGACGAACCUCCGCCGAAUCAAGCCAGGGACAUAAGCAUUUACCAACUAUAGGCCACGCAAUGGCGGGAGUGAUGGCAGGAGCCACAGUGAGCUUCAUUGCGGGUCCUGUCGAACAUAUCAAGGCACGAUUGCAGGUGCAAUAUCAAGUGGAGAAAUCAAAGAGACUGUAUACAGGUCCCAUCGACUGCGUCAAGAAAAUGUUUGGCGGAUAUGGCAUCAGAGGAAUUUACCAUGGCUUAGUGGCCACACUCAUCUUCCGGACGUUCUUCUUCUUCUGGUGGGGUAGCUACGAUAUUUUCACGCGAGCGUUGAAAGAGAACACUCACUUAUCAGCCCCGGCCAUCAACUUCUGGGCUGGUGGUGUCUCUGCUCAGAUAUUCUGGUUAACGUCAUACCCAUCGGACGUGGUCAAACAGCGCAUCAUGACAGACCCGCUUGGCCCCGAACGGAAGUUUCCGCGCUGGAGAGAUGCCGCUAAAGCUGUAUAUAGGGAAAACGGUUUGAGAGGUUACUGGAGGGGCUUCACACCUUGCUUUUUGAGAGCGUUUCCAGCGAAUGCGAUGGCUUUGGUAGCGUUCGAAGCCGUCAUGAGGGGACUGCCGGAGUGAAAACUGCCGGCUCUAUCUGUUAUCUGUAAGUAUAUACCCACAUAGAGCCUCGCGCGAUGAGCGAAGCACUGUAAUUUUAGGGCGAUUCCACUCAAACAUAUGCGUAUAAUACGAUACAUCACUCGCCAUUCUAAAAUGGACUACGGACGACGCCUGGGAGUAGACACAUCUCCGAACCAUCUUCUGCUCUUCCACCCAUCACCAUUCGUGUCCUUCCAUCGUGCACAGCAUCUAGCUAGUUCGACUAAUCCGCAGAGUGGUCUCAACCAGCUCGAUUCAGCAUACAAACG
Messenger RNA from Mytilinidion resinicola, 1410 nucleotides. Its product is annotated as mitochondrial carrier. NCBI's taxonomy places the organism in Eukaryota, Fungi, Ascomycota, Dothideomycetes, Mytilinidiales, Mytilinidiaceae. The record is from RefSeq and is a predicted model, not a curated record. The coding region runs from base 152 to 1120 and encodes 322 amino acids. Gene Ontology annotation, biological process: transmembrane transport. The transcript is spliced from 5 exons. Gene Ontology annotation, molecular function: transmembrane transporter activity.